This is a messenger RNA of Prorocentrum cordatum, 1055 nucleotides long. The record is from the annotation of a GenBank genome assembly. NCBI's taxonomy places the organism in Eukaryota, Dinophyceae, Prorocentrales, Prorocentraceae.
CGCCUCCGCCCCCCCCCGGCCACUCCCCUCCCCUUUGUUUAGCGCGCCGCCAAGCCUUCCGCGAGUCGGGCCGCGUCCGAUGUCGCGUUUUUGUCCACUACGGGGCUCCCGGAGAAGUCUCGACCCAUCCCCCGCGAGACCGGGUUUAUAUCCUGAGCCGUUUUUUGACGGCCCGGGGCCCGGCGAGGGCCCUUCGAGAAAACUGUGAAACACCGCCGGUCCUGGUUUUCGGAAUGCGUUGGAUCUCUGGGCCCUUUGGCGUGCCCCGGGUUGGGGCCGCCGACGCUGCAACGGCGGGCCGCCGUCGUGGCGCGCGCGGCCCGCGCGAGCGGCGCAAGCGCGAGGGGGGGUCGCCAGCCCCCCUUUGUCGCGGGCACGCGGCGCGGAUCCGGGCGGCGGCGCCCAGUGAGGGGCGCGGCGCGGGGAGGGCGGUGUGCUUCACCGAGUGGACCGCGCUGGCGCGGUCCACUACUCGUGAGUCGGUCAAGUCCCUCUGCGAGGAGGAGGUGGAUGCGGCCGGCUGUUUUUUUGUCAGGCUGGCUGACAGGUGCCGCAGCCAAUUAGCUACUGAGUGUUGCAGGCAGUCCCGGUGCGGCAGCGGCAAGCAUCGGGUGGUGUGCCUGGUGGGCGUUGCCCAGAUGCCCCGCUCGUGGUACGGGCAACACAUCACCUUCAGGCUGGCAGCACAUCGGUACGCUCGUCGUGCUGCCACGCGUGUGCAAGGCAGGGUCGCAGCUGUGCGCCACGCUGCCGCAAUAUGAGGCAUGUCAGAGAGGGCCUUCGAGGAAGCUCGGCAGAGGGCAGCGGAAGCGCACAAACCGCCCCCGCCCCCGAGAAAUGGCAAGGCUUUCUGGUUGAGGGUUUCCCGAACCCGCCAUCUGGCAACCUGUUUGCAACGCUCUGGCAGCAACGUGCACGCUGAUGGCCCAUGCGUUGGCUGGGCUUGCGGGUGGCUCCUGUGUAAUUUUCCAACGUUCACUGCAGCUCUGCAGCUGUGCAUAAGGCAAUUCUGGAAAAACGAGUCCGCACGUAUCCUCAGUGUAUCCUUGUCUUCC